GCUAUUUUGCUAACAGCAAACCGAAGGCCCCAAGCAUCCCGAAGCUCACUCUCUCGGUCUCUCCCAAGAAGCACAGAUUCACUCACUCUCGCGCCUCCAUCUCACUCGCCGCAGUUCCGCACGGUCACUCGUCGAUCCUCUCGCCGGCUACUCUGCCUCGUCCCCGAGCCGCCAGUGUCUGCGCCUCUUCCUUCUCCGUCUGUGUUUUCCCAGCCGCCUUGUCUCCGCCGUGCCUUGCCUGUCUCUGCCUCCGCUUCCACCUCGUGCCUCGUCUGCCUCUGCUUCCUCCGUCGUCAUCGUGUUGGCUCCUCUGCAGGCUCUGCUCUGCUCCUCUUCGAAGCUCUGCUAUCUCUCGCCGGCGGCCUGCUCUGCAACGGUCCCAAGUUGGAAAACCGUUCCUGACUCUGUUUCUGACUUUCUGCUUCUGCUGUGUAGUGUAGAAGGAGAAAAAGGAAAAAAAAAAAUUCUAUUCACUCUCUCAUAUCGAGUUGCAAUGCCUCAAACAGAGGCUGAGAAAUCGCGGCGAGAACGGAGGAAAGAAUCCCGUUUGGCAAAGAAUGCAUCCAAACACCAAUCAUGGCUUCACCACCAGAAAUCUCGAGCUAUCAAAAGAAGUAAAGAUGAUUUGGAUAGGAAAACUAAGACAAACUUGGAGCAACCAGUUAGUACUAGUUUGGAGGAAAAAGAGGGUUUAGGGUUUGAUUCGGAUUCUGAGAAACAUGUGACAGCUGAAGAGAGUGUUGUAUCAGUGGCAAUUUGUGGCUCUGAUACUAAGAAAAUGAAGAAGUUGAAGAAGGGUUCUAAAGGAAGUUCCAGGAAGAAGAGUGGCAAAGAGUUUUUUGGGCUGGAUGCUGAUAUAGCUGCGGAGAAGGAUCUUGAGUUGGAAAGGAAGCUUUCCAAGAAGCUUAAGGUGAAGGAAGGGAAAUUGAGGGGUUUGGAUGAUGGGCUGAACAUAUUGCUCGAAGGAAUGUUGCCUGCUAUGGAUUUAUUUGGAGAAGAGGAUACUCAUGGUGCUAGUGAAUUGCCGAAGAAAAGGUUGAAGAGCUUGUUGAGUAAGAAGCAUAAGGAGGAAAUAUUGCCAAAUGAAGGGAUGGAAGCAGAGACAAUAGAUGGAGUGUUUGAGCUCAUGAGAACAUCUGAUCAAGAUGGAGCAUUAGGAGAUGUUGCUGAUUGUGGAACUGUGAGGAAGAAGCAUAAGAAGAGAAAGUUGUUGAGACAAGAGCAAGAAGAUAAUGUGGUGGAUGAUGAUUUGUGCAUAUCGAAUACUGUAGAAUCCGUGGCAAUGGAGGUGGCAUCAGAGAAUGUUUCUGCUGAAGUUCCAGCAAAGAAAGAAAAGGGAAAAUAUAUUGCACCUCACUUGAGAGCUCGUGCUGGAAAUGAACCUGAAGAGCAUACUCAGAUACGAAGACGUAUACGAGGACUUCUUAAUAGGCUUUCUGAAUCUAAUGUUGAAUCAAUUACCGGAGAAUUGUCAACAAUCUUUCAGUCUGUUGCACGUAGUGUAGCUUCACACAUUAUGAUUGAGGAGGCUUUGGCAUCAUGCUCAGGUGGGCCACGGGGCAAUGAACAGUAUGCUGCUGUUUUUGCUGCAUUUGUUGCAGGGAUGGCCUGUUUAGUUGGUGUUGACUUCAGUGCAAAGUUUAUGGCAUCCUUUGCCAAAUGCUUUGAGGAUGAGUACCUUAAAGAGGACAAUCUCUCUCUGCGGAAUCUUACACUUCUCUUAUCCUAUUUAUGCAUAUUUGGGGUCUGUUCUAGUGAUUUAAUAUAUGACUUUCUAGUCAUGUUGAGCAAGCGAUUGACCGAGAUAGAUGUCUCUAUCAUAUUGGCAGUCCUACAGUGUUGUGGAAUGAAAAUUAGGGCUGAUGAUCCGAUUUCCAUGAAAAAUUUUAUUGUUAGUGUUCAGAAGACGACAAAUGACCUGAAGGCUUCCUCCAGAGAUAAUCAUGAAAAGAGAAAUAGUAAAAGAAUGGAGUUCAUGCUUGAAACCAUAUGUGACAUCAAGAACAACAAGAAAAGACAAAAGGAGGACCCUGCACACCACACUCGGAUUAAGAAGUGGUUGCAGAAGGUUGUUUAUAAACUUUGUGUUCUUUCAAUUAUGAGACCCUCCAUGUUGACGUAUCAUGUUGACGUAUCUAUUUUCUUAAUGCUACAGGACAGAGAUAUAAUGCGGGUUCUUCUCGAGUGUUGCUUGCAAGAGAAAGUUUUUAACAAGUAUUAUACGGUGCUGGCGACGAAGUUGUGCGAGCAUGACAAAAAUCACAAGUUUACCCUGCAGUUUUGCAUUUGGGACCACUUUAAGGAACUUGAUUCAAUGCAGCUUAUGAGGUCAAUGCACCUUGCCAAAUUUGUGGCUGAAAUGGUUUCCUCUUUCACCCUCUCCCUUGCAGUGUUGAAGACUGUGGAGCUCAGUGAUCUCAACCUGUUAUCCCCCAGAAGAGUUAUGCAUUUCCGCAUGCUGUUUGAGGCCAUCUUCGAGUACCCCGAUAGCACCGUCUGGAAUGUAUUCACACGUGUGGCCGUGGCCCCUGAACUCGAGGGUCUUCGACAAGGCAUUGAAUUCUUCGGUAAAGAGUACAUUGUCAAAUCCAACAAAGAUCUAAAUCAGAAGUUUAAGUUGGUAAAAAGAGCCCUUAAUAAUGUGGAAGGAGUUUUGAUGUGAAUGAAGUGUUGAAUUAUAUUCCCAAUUUUGUAGUCAUGCUAAUUUUAUUUAAAUAAUUCUUACAUAUCCUUCUAAAUCGACAUGUUCUGGUCUUCCCGGAACCGGAGGUAAAACUAUAUAACAGAUUUCGUCAAGCAUUACUAUUAAAAUCCUAUUACUAAGCUUGAAAAUUUU
This is a messenger RNA of Arachis ipaensis, 2836 nucleotides long. The record is from RefSeq and is a predicted model, not a curated record. NCBI's taxonomy places the organism in Eukaryota, Viridiplantae, Streptophyta, Magnoliopsida, Fabales, Fabaceae.